CCUCACUCGUAGCUGCCUGUCCUGCUAGUAAAUGCUGCUGAAUGGUUUUCAGUGUGGUAGCUAUCUUACAGGAAGCUAUUCUGCAGCAAGUACAACCAGACCCUUUGUGAGGAAACGUCAAGGAGAAAAGAAAGUAGUUAGCAGUUUGUGGACGCUCUGCAAGGAAGAGCAUCAGCAUUGAUGGCAUACAGGCCCUGGCAAGGGGUGGAAACGCACUAAAAUUAUGUCCACUAAUACUGCUGUUGAGAGGAGCUGCACUAAACAGAAUCGCUUAAAAAGAGGUCUAGAAUGCACAGGGGAGUGUCCUGCGAAACGAAAAGCUAGCUGGGGUAUUCUCACCAGCCAAGGUUCUUGGGCAGAUCGCUCACCACUCCAUGAAGCAGCAAGUCAGGGACGCCUGCUUUCUCUAAAAACCUUAAUUGCCCAGGGAUACAAUGUAGAUGCUCUAACCAUUGAUCAAGUGACUCCACUGCAUGAAGCCUGCCUAGGCGAUCACGUAGGGUGUGCUAGAAUCCUUCUUGAAGCAGGAGCAAAUGUGAAUGCUACAACCAUUGAUGGAAUGACACCCUUAUUCAAUGCAUGCUCAAGAGGAAGUGCGCCUUGUGUAGAGCUUCUGUUGGAGUAUGGUGCCAAAGCUCAGUGGGAGACAUGUCUCCCUUCUCCAACCCAUGAAGCAGCCAGCACAGGUCACAGUGAUUGUCUAGAGCUGCUGAUCUCAUGGGGCAUAGAUGUUGACCAAGACAUUCCUCACCUGGGAACACCUCUAUAUGUAGCUUGCAUUUCACAGCAGAAACAAUGUGUUCGCAAGCUUCUGCAUUCAGGUGCAAAUGUACAAAAGGGAAAGUUUUUGGAAACCCCAUUACAUGGAGCUGCAAGGCAUUCUAGUGCAGAAAUAAUAAAUACGCUUCUCGAGUUUGGGGCAGACAUAAAUGCCAAAAAUACAGAGUUUGAACGACCUGUAGAUGUAGCUUCUCCACGCAGUGCGGUGGAAAAAGUAUUGCUUCUACAAGAAGCUACUCCGUAUUCUCUUUGCCAACUAUGCCGGCUACGUAUCCGAAAUUAUAUAGGAAGACCCAGAUUGCAUCUUGUACCACAACUCCAGUUGCCCACCAUGUUAAAAGACUUCUUACAAUACAGAUAAAGUAGUAACUAGCUUUUCAAAGCUUGAAGAACAAGCUAUCUUAAUGUGUGUUUCUCAUGAACAGUCAUUGAAAUGGGGGAGGAGGAGCUAAAGUAAUUUUAACAUGCUAAAACAUAUAUCUGAAAACUCAUCACAAUCCAAAAAUAUCUGGGAUUCCUUGAGCAACCCAAUGACAAGGUGCUAAUACAAUUAAAUAAAAUAGAAUUUGCUCGUAUUCUGGAAAUGUGCUAUAUACUUUAAUGUAGCUUUUAUUAACUACUGCACCUUUCCAUGGGAUCCUAUUUUGCACAGCAAAUGUGCAGUUGUAGUUAAAUCCUUGCAGGGAUUUCAGUGUCUUUUCUCCAGCUAUUUUGCCAGUUAUAGCAGAAGGGCAGUUUCCCAUCACUGCAACACCUACUGUUGCUAAGGGUUGGGUUGGGGUGGGGGCAUGCAGGGGGAAAGACUGGAAUUUCCCACUUACUAGUGCUUCCAGUUCUUCCCCAGUAUAUCACCUCUAGGAACAAGCGCAGCUGGGGAAAAAUCAGCUCUCUUGCAUUUUCCAUCCAAGAAUCUCCAUUUAAAUUCUGUUGCUAUCACUGGCUCUGCUCCCCUAUUUGUUCACUGGAGAAAGAUGAUGCAGCUGAAGAAAUGAAGGAGCUGCAGUUACAAGGAGCAACAGCUUUUGAAUGGAAGCAAGGCCUGUUCAUGGCUGGGAUGGUAUAAUGCUAGAUGUCUAGCCCAAGUCGCUCACAGACUGUUGUGCAAGUGACAGGACACCAGGAGUGUGGAUGGGGACAUUUUGAAAGUUUGCUCUUGCACAUUCUGCACAAAACCUUUUGUUCAUAAACACAGUUUAAUUGUUUGCCUUUCUUAUAUUCUGGUUCAAAAUGUCUGUUAUGUAUGUAUUUAGAAAGAUGGGAUGUUAUGUGCACUCUAUAAAUAUAUAAACCUUUUGAAAGUCAAAAUAA
Elgaria multicarinata webbii is the source of this 2088-nucleotide messenger RNA. RefSeq names its product ankyrin repeat and SOCS box containing 5 (gene ASB5). Gene Ontology annotation, biological process: intracellular signal transduction; protein ubiquitination; positive regulation of protein catabolic process. Bases 224 to 1141 code for a protein of 305 amino acids. Gene Ontology annotation, molecular function: protein binding. The transcript has 7 exons. Lineage: Eukaryota; Metazoa; Chordata; Lepidosauria; Squamata; Anguidae. The record is from RefSeq and is a predicted model, not a curated record.